AUGGGCUGCACACCAUCUCGCAGUGACUUUGCUAACAGCAUUGCAAGAAAUGGACUUAAGGGUUUGAAUAAACCCAAAGGUAUUUUGCGUGUCGAUCCAGGAGACAAAGGAAUUUCACUGCUAAUUAAAAGUUCGUCUUGUUACACUAUUGAUGAGUUCGGUCAGUAUGAGAUUCAGAGGAAAGAGAACCCAAGAGAAAAUGAGGAGCAAGUAUCAGAUCAAGACAAAAAUGAUAAUUUCCAGUCAUCUUCCAAGACUCAUUCAGAUCCCCAGAUUGCCAGGGACAAAAAGAAAACUGAGAGGACAGCCACAGAUGCUGAAGCAGCUUUUUCUGAUCUUAUUGAGUCCCAAAAACAUGUCACUGAGGACAUACAGAUCAGAAAGCAAAGCUCCUGUGAAUCAGAAGCAUCAGCUUUUAUUUGGGAUGAUAAGAAUGAAAGCAACAGAAAGAAAAUCCCAAAGAAAGCAAAAAAGCAAAGAAGUCAUAAACUAGCAAAGCAAGGCCAACCUGGCAAAAUUAAAGAAAAGUCCACUUUGCCUCCAAGCGAGACAGAGGAAAAAGUAGAUUUCCCAGAACUGCUUGUUAAGGCUCAUCAGAGUGCUUAUGCCUACUUAAAUCCCAACCUCUCCAAAUAUGAAGCGAUCCUUCAUAUGGCCAGCCAGGCUACUCAAACUCAGCUCAUCCUGCAGCAGAUGGUAAGCUUCCUGAUGCUUCGCUUUGAUGAAAUCAACCAUCUCUUGGAAGAAAUUGCUAAUGAUGGGGAAAAUCUUCUCAAAAACGUGGGUGGGAAUCUGGCAUGGCCAGCAAAAAAAGAUCUGAAGGAGCACCCUGAUCUGUUGCAACAAUUACUGCAGUACACAGUCAAUAAAAUGCAGUUGCUCAGUGGAACAGUGUCUUCCCUUACCUCAGAUGCCCUGCAGGAGAUGUGCAGCUACCUGCAGUCUGCUGCAAGCAACUUGGAAGGAAAACUGAAAGCAAAGCAAAGUUUUGAUGAGCGGCUGUUGCGAACCAUAAGUCUGCUUGAAGCCUCUACAGUGGGAUCCUCUCCAUCCCACAGCGAGGACAGAACGCUCUAUUCUGAAGACAGUGGCAUUGGAGCAGACAAUGAAUCUAUCAAAGACUUCAGUGCUCUCAGUCAACUUGGAAGACAAACAAGCUGUGAUUCUUGCGCACAUGACCAUCUAUCCCAAAAGCACACCAGAGCUGUGAAGCACACUUGUGAUGGAACAGCAUCACCAGGUACAGCCACAUCCCAUGACUGUGCAGUUGAAAAGCAUUUUAAAGAUACAUUUUACUCAUCUGCUCAGAGUAGAGAAGUGGCUUCUUGUCACACUAGAGUACCAAAAGAUACUUCUGCCAUGUCCCAACAUGCAAGACUGUGCAAAAGCCAUUCUUAUAACUCAGUCCAGUCAGAUUCUGUUCAAGAAAGUGAACAGUUCAAAAUGUGUGAAUCCACAGAUUUUCCCUCUGAUGAUGAUGAUGAUGAAGGGAGCACCUUGGGGGAGGAUGAUGACAGCACAAGUUUAUCAGAAAUGGGGAAGGAUAUUCUGCCAAGAAGGCCUCUGUCUUCACCUGCGCUAACUGAUAAUACACAAAGGCAGUCAGCAAAGAGGACAGAGAAUACAGAGACAGAGGAAAUUAUCCUGAAAAUGAAAUAUGCCAUCAGUGAAAAAAUCAAGUUUGUCCCAGCUAAACCUGGGCAUAAGGAAUGGAUAGAGGAUGAGAGUGAAAGAACAAUCCUAAGAGCAAGGCCUAGUACAGCAACAGGUAACCAGAAAUCCCUAGUGAAACAGCGACGGUCCAGGUCAGAGGAGUCUCUCAGAAGCCAGGCAGAGGACCCAACUCUUCUAGAGCUUCAAAGAACUCAAAAAGAGCUCAGCAAAAGACUGGAAAUAUUUUACAGAAACAAGGACACAGACAGGAACCCAGAGCCUUGGAAAUCAAGAACAGCACCUUGUUUACAGGAUGAGCAUGUUACAUCUAGAUCCUCUAACAAACUGAAGGCUUGUCUCUCAAAAAAUUUCAGCAUACUGCCUAACCAGGAUAGAGUUCCUUUAUAUGUGGUUGAUCAAAAUCCUGUUAAUCACCUGGACGAAAGAAAAGGCAAGAGGCUCUUAGGAUCUACUGUGUCCCCACAGGAGUCAUCAAGCAGCAAAGAUGUGGAGCCUCCUGGAACACAACUCCAGAACAGCAGUAGCUGUGCAUCCCACAAAUCUGUCAAAAAGCUUAUUGAAACAUUCAGCCCUAUUGAUCAUCUUCUAAGGACCACAACUCUAAGAUCUGUAGGACCAAUAAAGUGCAUCAAAAAUUUUGGACUUCCAGUUAUUCCACCCACUCUUCCCUUUCAGAAAGGCCUGACACCUUUAAGUCCUAAGAAUUGUAUUUCACCAGUAGAAGUCAUAAACCAUCAAAACACCGAUGCAGGUUCUUCAAAUUUUCCCCCUGUACCAGCUGCAGAAUUAAGUACAAAGGACACAAAAGAGGAGACUGAUGAAGACAUUGAAAAUCUGCCACCACCACCCCCUGAAAUGUUAAUGGACACUUCUUUUAGCUUAUCUGAGUCUGAAGAAACUGCCAAAAUAGAUGGAAACUCUUCAGAAGAUGCGAAGAAACCCAUCAAAACAGAACUUCACACUACUAGGAGAGCACACAUUUCCCCCAAAAUCAAAGCCUCUCUCCAGUCCAUUGACUUAUUACCAAGCAAAAAUAUCAGCAGCCCCAAUGCGAUUGCUAAUAGAGUUGUAAGAAAUGCUGGAGUGGAUGAGAAAUUUCGGAAAUACUCUCUGGAGCUGAAUCCUACCAAUGUGCACAUCCCUAGCCAAGAAGAGAUCCUUGCAACUCAGAGAAAAGAGGCUGCAGAUUUGUAUAAGCAAACCCAUAGAAUUAUUCCUCUUCGAAAUCCCAGUGAUGGUUCAAAAACAUGCGGUAAUAGCUCAGAGAGCAAAGAGCCCAGUUCGCUUGCAACUUCAGCGCAGUGCCAGAAGCACGGAUCUCCUGACUCACUGAGGAAAAACGAGAGAGGGUCAGCUUUCGUCAGGAGAGUCUCCCCAACGAGGACUCCUUCUCCACCAGCUGAGAGGCGUCUCUUCAGCCCGCCUGCACAUCAUAGAAACACUCUGCAGGCGUUCAGCAGCUCCCAGCCCGGCUCACCUGCCCUGCAGAGGAAGCCCAGCCCACCGGGCAGCCCCCGGGCACCCAGCCCCACCACACAGAAGAAGCUCUCCUCUCCACCGGCCCUGCGGAAGCUGCUCAGCCCGCCCGCAGGGCGCCAGCCAAGCUCGCCAUCUCCACACAAGCUGCCAGGUUCCCUGGGUGGCCACCGAGAUGCGAGCCCACCUCCUUUCCCAGUCACUCCUUCCCCACCAUCCUCACCAGCUCAGUCUUAUAAGGGACUCAAAGCCGGGUUGGAUGCUGGUGACGAGCAGCAACCCUUCUCCUCAAGGAGGGGGAGCAACGUCCGUUCAAUAUUCUGCCCCAUGACUUCCUCCCUGUUUGAAGCCAGGCCUCCAAUGUCCCUUGGCAAACUCACGGCAGAGGUGCCAAGCCAGCCAGCGGCUGCCCCGUUUCCCCAGGGAAGGAGUGUUCUUCUCAGGCAGCCUGGAGAGCGGCCCAGGAAGCUGUCUCACAGCGCUGCCAAUCCUCAGCCCUUCGUGAAGAGAAGUUUCUCUGACCGCCGGCCGGGGGUGCAGCCUUGUCUUCCUGCUCCGGUGUCAGCUGGCAGUGAACCUGCGCUCAACCAGGCAAGCUUGGAGGAGAGCCCCAGGAAGGGAAGUGACUCCUGGAACAGCCCCUGCCCCUCUGAAAUCAGAGAGUCCAGUAGGGCAGCUUCUCACUCCGACCUCUACGUUGUGGGCCAGCGGCUGCAGAGGGAGUGA
Tinamus guttatus (white-throated tinamou) is the source of this 3876-nucleotide messenger RNA. RefSeq names its product photoreceptor cilium actin regulator (gene PCARE). Gene Ontology annotation, cellular component: photoreceptor inner segment; photoreceptor outer segment. The record is from RefSeq and is a predicted model, not a curated record. NCBI's taxonomy places the organism in Eukaryota, Metazoa, Chordata, Aves, Tinamiformes, Tinamidae. Gene Ontology annotation, biological process: protein localization to photoreceptor outer segment; photoreceptor cell outer segment organization.